ACCAUCCCUUAAGUGAUACACAAAAAGUAAAAGAAAUCAAUUUAUUUGUUGUUUGAAAAAAGAGGGGAAAAUGUCAAAAUUGUGCACUAUUAUCAUUGUGGCUUUUCUUCUUUGCUUCACUACUCUCACAUUUGCUGUUCGUCCUGAUUCUUCUCUUGUGCUCAAGCCCCAAAUUCAUGUUGCAAAUGAAGGGAAAAUUGAAAUUGAUGAAGCAAAUUGUGAAGGAGUGAAGGAAGAAGAAUGUUUGAAGAGAAGGAAUUUGGCUGAUGCUCAUGUUGAUUACAUUUAUACUCAAACUAUUAUUGACAAUAAUCAUCCAUGAAUUAAUUAUGGAGGACCUUUUGUGUUUAAGAUUUCUAAUCCCCCUUUAAUUAGUAUACUAAACUAUUAAAGGGGUUGUAAUGGCAUGUUCAAAUAAUACUAAUAAAACUACUUCUGCCUA
Messenger RNA from Capsicum annuum, 442 nucleotides. Its product is annotated as phytosulfokines 3. The transcript has 2 exons. Gene Ontology annotation, cellular component: extracellular region. NCBI's taxonomy places the organism in Eukaryota, Viridiplantae, Streptophyta, Magnoliopsida, Solanales, Solanaceae. Gene Ontology annotation, molecular function: growth factor activity. Bases 71 to 322 code for a protein of 83 amino acids. The record is from RefSeq and is a predicted model, not a curated record. Gene Ontology annotation, biological process: cell population proliferation.